Acanthopagrus latus (yellowfin seabream) is the source of this 1655-nucleotide messenger RNA. Its product is annotated as transmembrane protein 236. NCBI's taxonomy places the organism in Eukaryota, Metazoa, Chordata, Actinopteri, Spariformes, Sparidae. The record is from RefSeq and is a predicted model, not a curated record. Bases 119 to 1189 code for a protein of 356 amino acids. The transcript is spliced from 4 exons.
CUGCAGUGUAAGCAGUGUUGGUGUGCAGAGUCCAACGGCCCGACAGGCUCGUUUCGUGGGAGAUGAGUGUCAAAGUCUUUGGCUCCAAGCUCAGAUCAGCAACUGGUGUCCAGAGACCAUGCUCUCGGGGAAGACGGUCAAGUUCAUCCUGUAUGAGGUGCUCCAGUUUGCAGCCCUCACCGUACCCAUCUUUGUGAUUAUGGAGAGGUUUGCCAGAAUCAUACACACUGUGCAAGGAGGGAAUCGAACGGCUUACUGGCUGGUGGUGGCGGUCUCUAUUGCCUAUGUGACCACUGUGACCCUGCUGGUGUGGGCUCCUCUCAAAUAUAUGUUCCUGAAGCGGCGGAGGUUCAUCUCAGACAUCACACAGUGGAGACCAACAGCACUGGCAUACAUCGUCCUGUGUACCUUUCCAUGCUUUGCUAUUCUAAUAACCAGCUCCAAGGUGCAGGCGGACAAUGAUCCAGGAAUCCGCGACCAUUUCGAUGAGUUGCCUGUCUCCUUGGUGCUUGUGUGCCUCAUCUGUGUGGACAUCACAGAGAGGAUUCGGCACUGCAAGCUCCUUGGAUCGUCAGACGGCCUGGAUCCUGACCUUGACAUGUCAGGCCCCGUCCUCACCCACCUGGAAGCGGUGACCACAGUAACCGCCCAGCUGCACACUGAUGAAGGCCAGAACGGUUUGACCCAGGACCAACCAGAGGCCAGGAACGGCAGCACCCCGGGCAGCUGGCGGGACCUCGCUGGCCCGAGAGCGUCCAGCGCUGCCUACCUGUACGCCUCCUCUUCAAGGCCCCGGUCCUACUCUGGUCCUCUGCGCUUCCUGUGGAGGAGGGACGGCAGGGCGGAGGCUUUUGUAGACAGCUUCAUGUUCUGGCUCGACACCGUGGAGCUGGUGAGAGUGGCUGGAGUGCCAUCGGUCUUCUUCUCAGGCUGGGUGUUCCCGGUCUACAUCGUGGCCUUCCUGUCUACUCUCCGUGUGGCCAUCACUCCCAACAACCCUCUGCUGUCUUCUGCUGGAUUUGCUCUGCAGGACCUUCCCUUCUUUGUCAUUCGAGUGGCUCUGAUCGCCGUGUUUGGUUUUGUAACUCCCGUGUUGUACCCGUUGAAAAAUGUGCUGGUGAGCCUGACUUUUAUCUACUUCACAUUCCUGACCAGGCUGAGGAUUUUCAGAAGGCAGGCCAUGUUUUGAGGAGGAGUGGCACAUUGUGUUGUUAAUGAAAUAUCUGCUUUGAUUGCGGAUGGCGGAACAGUUGGUAUAUUUAUGUGCGGGGAGCUGCAGCGGGGGAUACAGGGUGUUCCUACUGAUGAAGAAGCACGACGUGUUUUGAAUUGUAAUGGCUGCAAAUGCAUUGUAAAGCUACUCAUCCAAAUGAAAGUGUGAAAAUGAUUCUGGAUUUAAAACACAAAAAGCUUGUGUGGGUUGGACUGUACAGUCGGCCAAUUCUUCUCAUUUUUCUGUGGCAUAUUUGAAACCAAACGUAUUUAUUGAUACUGAUGAUGACGUUGUGUUUACCUGCUACGUUUUCCAUUUCUUUCUUUUUUUAACCGUACAUUUAUUAACAAACUAGAAAGAGUGAUGUUGAAAUGUGAUGAUUUUAAAUCAUUUCCCAUCACCUUUACCAUGUCAAAUAAACAUACUCUGUUUAAAUGCUUAA